This is a messenger RNA of Mytilinidion resinicola, 513 nucleotides long. RefSeq lists its product as uncharacterized. NCBI's taxonomy places the organism in Eukaryota, Fungi, Ascomycota, Dothideomycetes, Mytilinidiales, Mytilinidiaceae. The transcript is spliced from 2 exons. The coding region runs from base 1 to 513 and encodes 170 amino acids. The record is from RefSeq and is a predicted model, not a curated record.
AUGGCCAGCUCGGGCGGGCUGGGUCGCUUCCAGAUCACUGGGAAAGAAAUGGGGAAGAUGCGGGGAGAGGGGCCAAACAGCGCGAAGGGUCCAUCCGAUGAACUGCUAGGGAGCCUGGAGACGGGGAUGAGGAACGCGGAUGCCGCCGAGGCCAAGGAAUUCUGGCGAUUCAGCUCUCGGUGCGGCGCAUACAACUGCGCGACCAGCCAAAAAGCGCUGGACCUGCAGCCAUCCGCCGGCCAGUUGCUCGGCGGUCCUGGCCCGGAGGUCGCUGACCCCCAGAUGUCCUCAUGGGCCUCGCAGCUUUCCGUCAUGUGCGGUGUCGUCGACAUCUCGAACGGGUCAGCUCCCCCUCACCACCAUCUGGAGAGAACAAUCGACGCAGACACCGGUGUCGCCGUUGACAUGGAGUCGGAGGAUGCGCAGCAGAUCUGUUCUAGCGGCAAGGGAGGCCGUGCGAUGCCUGCUCCCAGUCUCAUCAUGGCCGUAAACCGCUUCGAGACGACCCUCUGA